AUGUCAAAGAUGUUUGAAUCGAAAUCAAAAACACCUACAAUUAAUAUAUUCUGUUUUAUAGAAAUCAACGAAGAAGCCAAUAAAGAAGCUCGUUCCGAAUGUGAUCUUGAGGGCGAAACCGAUAACCACGGAAAUGACAAUCGUCAAGAGGGGAGCAUCUUGAAUGCGUGCACUUCGUUUGAGGGGCCAUCGAACCCUAUUUUGGAUCCCACGAUUACGUGGAAAGAGAUCGAGGCUUGCAACAUUAUCUAG
Messenger RNA from Acaulospora morrowiae, 252 nucleotides. NCBI's taxonomy places the organism in Eukaryota, Fungi, Glomeromycota, Glomeromycetes, Diversisporales, Acaulosporaceae. The record is from the annotation of a GenBank genome assembly.